GUUGUGAAUAAUGCAGAGCCGCCGUGAGCUCAGGCACCACCGUAACGAAGAAGAAACCUGAAGGAGAAGAAGCCAUGGGUUGUGCUGCGUCGAAGCUCGAUAACGAAGAUGCUGUACGGCGGUGUAAGGAUCGCCGCCGUUUGAUGAAAGAAGCUGUCUAUGCUCGCCAUCAUCUCGCCGCCGCUCACGCCGAUUACUGUCGAUCUCUUCGUCUCACUGGAUCUGCUCUUUCCUCAUUCGCCUCCGGUGAGCCUCUCUCUGUAUCGGAUCAAACUCCGGCAGUUUUCCUCCAUCCUCCUCCGCUUUCUGAACAAUCUCCGGCUAAAUUUGUUCCUCCACGUUUUUCGCCGUCGCCUGCUCCUUCUUCUGUUUAUCCUCCUUCGACGUCCCCUUCCGUCGCUAGUUCUAAGCAGCCGUCAGUCAUGUCCACCUCUUCCAAUCGACGCCGGAAACAGCAACCAAAACCUAAACUGCCUCAUAUUCUUUCGGAGUCAAGUCCUUCGUCUUCUCCGAGGAGUGAGAGAUCCAAUUUCAUGCCGAAUUUGUAUCCCGGUGCUUAUCAGAACUCUACUUACUCCGCUACUCCUUCUCAUGCUUCCUCCGUCUGGAACUGGGAAAAUUUCUACCCUCCUUCUCCUCCCGAUUCCGAAUUCUUCAACAGGAAGGCUCAAGAGAAGAAACAAAACUCCGAUAGACGCUACAACGAUGAGGAUACGGAAACAGAGAGGUCAGAGUAUGAUUUCUUCGACACGAGUAAGCAAAAGAAGAAGCAGUUCGAAUCAAUGAGCAAUGCGGUGGAGGAGGAGACGGAGACGGAGAGAGAGGAAGUACAGUGUAGCGAAUGGGAGGAUCACGAUCAUUACAGCACGACGAGCUCCUCGGACGCUGCGGAGGAAGAGGAAGAAGAUGAUGAUGAUAGAGAGUCAAUUUCCGAGAUCGGGACACGCUCCGAGUUUGGAUCUACGGUGAGAAGUAAUUCGAUGAGACGGCAUCAUCAACAACCUUCACCAAUGCCGCAAGUAUACGGCGGCGCUGAACAAGGUAAAUAUGACAAAGCAGAUGAUGCUACGAUAUCUUCUGGUAGCUAUAGAGGCGGAGGAGAGAUCGCUGACAUGAAGAUGGUGGUUAGGCAUAGGGAUUUGAAAGAAAUCGUUGAUGCGAUUAAGGAGAAUUUCGAUAAGGCGGCCGCCUCCGGCGAGCAAGUCUCUCAGAUGCUCGAGCUUGGCAGAGCUGAGCUCGAUCGCAGUUUCAGCCAGUUGAAGAAAACGGUGAUACAUUCGAGUAGCAUAUUGAGUAACCUGAGCUCUACAUGGACCUCGAAGCCACCAUUGGCAGUCAAGUACAGGCUCGACACGACUGCGCUGGAUCAACCGAACAGUUCGAAGAGCCUUUGUUCCACUCUUGACCGUCUCUUGGCAUGGGAGAAAAAGCUCUAUGAAGAGAUUAAGGCUAGAGAAGGCUUGAAGAUUGAGCACGAGAAGAAGUUAUCACAGCUUCAAAGCCAAGAAUAUAAAGGGGAGGAUGAAGCUAAGCUAGACAAGACAAAGGCCUCUAUAACGAGAUUACAGUCACUGAUCAUUGUAACUUCUCAAGCUGUUACAACCACAUCUGCUGCCAUAAUCCGUCUUCGUGAUACCGACCUUGUUCCACAACUCGUUGAGCUCUGUCAUGGCUUUAUGUACAUGUGGAAAUCUAUGCAUCAAUACCAUGAGACUCAGAACAGCAUCGUGGAGCAAGUCCGGGGGCUCAUUAACAGAUCGGGCAAAGGCGAAUCAACCUCUGAGCUACACCGACAAGCAACACGUGACUUGGAAUCAGCUGUCUCUUCUUGGCAUUCGAGUUUCAGUCGUCUGAUUAAAUUCCAACGUGACUUCAUACACUCAGUUCACGCAUGGUUCAAGCUAACCCUUCUUCCGGUUUGCCAAGAAGACGCCGCCAAUCAUCAUAAAGAGCCGCUCGAUGCUUACACCUUCUGCGAUGAGUGGAAACUCGCGCUAGACCGUGUUCCCGAUACUGUCGCAUCCGAAGCAAUCAAGAGCUUCAUCAACGUUGUACACGUGAUAUCCGCAAAACAAGCGGAUGAACACAAGAUAAAGAAAAGAACAGAAUCAGCAUCAAAAGAGCUUGAGAAGAAGGCUUCGUCGCUUAGAAACCUAGAGAGAAAAUACUACCAGUCAUACUCAGUGGUUGGUUUAGGUUUACCAGAGUCAGGACCUGAUAACCAACACAUGUUAGAUGCUCGAGACCCGUUAAGCGAUAAAAAGUCAGAGCUUGCGGUUUGCCAAAGGAGAGUAGAGGAAGAGAUGGUGAAAUACUCAAAGGCAAUAGAAGUGACAAGAGCCAUGACUUUGAAUAAUCUGCAGACAGGGUUGCCUGGUGUGUUCCAAUCUUUAACAAGUUUCUCUGCUUUGUUCAUGGAGUCUCUUCAAACGGAUGUGAUUUAUCUCGGCUAUGGUUUAGUGGGUGGGGGUGGGGGGACUGUCUCCAUCGGAUUCUCUCUCGAGUUCGAAUCUGACAACUCUUCACUUCUUGUCUGAAAGUGAAACCACAUGGUUUUGUAAAAUCAGGAUUUACUCCAUGAUCUUCUCUGUGUCUUCUUCUUGCCUUGUGUCCCUCCCAGAACCUAAUAGACAAAAUCUCUCCUAUGUCCCCUCUUGUCUUUAUCCUUUUACUGUUUGAGGAUAAAAGAUCCAUACAACG
Arabidopsis arenosa is the source of this 2700-nucleotide messenger RNA. The record is from the annotation of a GenBank genome assembly. NCBI's taxonomy places the organism in Eukaryota, Viridiplantae, Streptophyta, Magnoliopsida, Brassicales, Brassicaceae.